GACAUGCCAGAACACAAUCCUGGAGAUAUGGGUGGAACAAUGAGACUGGGGAAGAGGAGGACUGUUUUCAAAACACAAAAUUCUGUUUUAAGGAAACUUUAUGGUGAUGAAAUGUUUGUAGAGGAGCGACACAGGCAUCGAUAUGAGGUGAACCCAGAAUUGACUCACUGCUUUGAAGAGAAAGGUUUGAAAUUUGUUGGCCAUGAUACGGAGGGGAACAGAAUGGAAAUUAUUGAACUGGAGAAUCACCCAUAUUUUGUGGGAGUUCAGUUCCACCCAGAGUUUUCCUCAAGACCUAUGAAACCUUCACCUCCAUACCUUGGACUGUUGCUAGCAGCAACUGGGACACUCAAUGCAUACCUGCAACGUGGAUGUAAAUUGUCUCCAAGUGACAGUUACAGUGACCUCAGCGAUGACAGCUCUCCAGAAAAAGAGUUUCCUAAUUCAGAAACAAGCUGAAAUGAUUGUAUGAGAUCACAGAAAUGGGUGAUGCUGUUGAG
Messenger RNA from Fulmarus glacialis (Northern fulmar), 500 nucleotides. RefSeq names its product CTP synthase 2-like. The record is from RefSeq and is a predicted model, not a curated record. The transcript has 5 exons. Gene Ontology annotation, molecular function: CTP synthase activity; identical protein binding. Gene Ontology annotation, cellular component: cytoplasm; cytoophidium. Lineage: Eukaryota; Metazoa; Chordata; Aves; Procellariiformes; Procellariidae. Gene Ontology annotation, biological process: pyrimidine nucleobase biosynthetic process; CTP biosynthetic process. Bases 4 to 459 code for a protein of 151 amino acids.